UGGAGUCUUGUUAAUUUCUCCAAGCUGCUGUUAACGCUGCGGCCGCUGCCGCUGCCAGAGAAAGGGAAGCGCUGGAAUUGACGCUCGGAGGCUUUUAACUCCUACGGCCGCUGGACAAGUCUGAGGAGCCCGGAGUGGGGGUGAGGAGAGGAGGACAGGAUCCGUGGGAGACGCCAGAGGCUCCCUUCCAGCCUCCCCCGACUCACACCGGAGGUGCAGGGAGCACAAAAAGAGCAGAAAGCAGCGCUGUAGGGGAGCGAAAGCAGGAAAUCUACCACCUUCGUGCAAGCAACUUUUUUUCCCCUCUCUCUUUUUAUUGUUGACUAACCCGAAAAAGCGAGUGCGAGACAGAGGACGGUCACUGGGAGAAAUCUACUCACAGUUGAACCUCAACUGGGACCGGGAGCAGCGCUGACACACACACGCGCACCCUCAUUCACCUCCAUUCCUGGAAUAGCCGGCGCGCGCGCACACACAUACACACACACACACACACACACACACACACACACAAAUACACUGUGCACCUCUAUUUCUCUCUUCCCGAUACCCACUCGCGCCCAUCCACAUCCAUCAGAGGGAUACAAUAAGGGGAUAUGCGAUUUGGACAUGUAAUUGUCGGCAAAGGAUUUGAGACUUCCAAAAAAUGAAGCUGGCUUCAAGACUGUGGGUCUGUGUGAGUCUUCUCGUAGUAGCCUGGACCCUCCAGCCCGGCGCUUCUCAGUCAGUGUGUGCUGGAACAGAAAACAAACUGAGCUCUCUCUCUGACCUGGAGCAGCAAUAUCGUGCCUUGCGUAAAUACUAUGAAAACUGUGAGGUAGUCAUGGGCAACCUGGAGAUAACCAGCAUCGAGCACAAUCGUGAUCUCUCCUUCUUACGGUCUAUUCGAGAAGUCACCGGGUAUGUCUUAGUGGCUCUUAAUCAGUUUCGUUACCUGCCUUUGGAGAAUUUGCGUAUCAUACGUGGAACAAAACUUUAUGAGGACCGAUAUGCACUGGCAAUCUUUUUAAACUACAGGAAAGAUGGGAAUUUUGGACUCCAAGAACUUGGUCUGAAGAACUUAACUGAAAUCUUAAAUGGAGGAGUAUACGUUGACCAGAACAAAUUCCUCUGUUAUGCAGACACCAUUCAUUGGCAAGAUAUUGUACGCAAUCCAUGGCCUUCUAAUUUUACACUGGUUUCAACAAAUGGUAGCUCAGGAUGUGGACGGUGUCACAAGUCUUGCACAGGCCGAUGUUGGGGACCCACAGAGCACCACUGCCAGAGCUUGACCAAGACGGUAUGUGCAGAACAGUGUGAUGGCAGAUGCUACGGCCCCUAUGUAAGUGACUGCUGUCACCGAGAAUGUGCUGGAGGCUGCUCAGGACCUAAAGACACAGACUGCUUUGCCUGCAUGAAUUUCAAUGACAGCGGAGCAUGUGUCACCCAAUGCCCCCAAACAUUUGUCUACAAUCCAACCACUUUUCAACUAGAGCACAAUUUCAAUGCAAAGUACACCUAUGGAGCCUUUUGUGUCAAGAAAUGCCCGCAUAACUUUGUGGUAGACUCCAGUUCUUGUGUACGUGCUUGUCCUAGUUCCAAAAUGGAGGUUGAAGAAAAUGGGAUUAAAAUGUGUAAACCUUGUACUGACAUUUGUCCUAAAGCAUGUGAUGGCAUUGGCACAGGAACUCUGAUGUCUGCUCAGACUGUGGAUUCCAGCAACAUUGACAAGUUCAUAAACUGUACGAAGAUCAAUGGGAAUUUGAUCUUCCUUGUCACUGGUAUUCAUGGGGAUCCUUACAAUGCAAUUGAAGCCAUGGAUCCCGAGAAAUUGAACAUCUUCCGAACAGUCAGAGAGAUAACAGGUUUCUUGAACAUACAGUCUUGGCCCCCAAACAUGACAGAUUUCAGUGUCUUUUCUAACCUGGUCACCAUUGGUGGAAGAGUACUAUAUAGUGGCCUCUCAUUGCUUAUCCUAAAGCAACAAGGCAUCACCUCUUUGCAAUUCCAGUCUUUGAAGGAAAUCAGUGCAGGAAACAUCUAUAUAACUGAUAAUACCAACCUAUGUUACUACCAUACAGUUAAUUGGACCACCCUCUUCAGUACUCUCAACCAAAGAAUAGUGAUUCGUGACAACAGGAAGGCAGAAAACUGUACUGCAGAAGGAAUGGUAUGUAAUCUUCUGUGUUCAAGUGAUGGCUGCUGGGGGCCAGGACCGGACCAAUGCUUAUCGUGUAAACGUUUCAGCAGGGGACGGACGUGCAUUGAGUCCUGUAAUCUUUAUGAUGGUGAAUUUCGAGAGUUUGAGAAUGGUUCCAUCUGUGUGGAAUGUGACCCCCAAUGUGAGAAGAUGGAAGAUGGCAUCUUGACAUGCCAUGGACCAGGACCAGAUAACUGUACCAAGUGUUCUCAUUUUAAAGAUGGCCCAAAUUGUGUGGAAAAAUGUCCUGAUGGAUUACAGGGGGCUAAUAGCUUUAUAUUCAAAUAUGCUGACCAGGACCAUGAAUGCCACCCUUGUCACCCAAACUGCACCCAAGGGUGUAGCGGUCCCUCUAGUCAUGACUGCAUUUACUACCCAUGGACGGGCCAUUCCACUUUACCACAACAUGCUAGAACUCCCCUGAUUGCUGCAGGAGUCAUUGGCGGACUCUUCAUCCUGGUGAUUGUGGGCCUGACAUUUGCUGUGUAUGUUCGUCGCAAGAGCAUCAAAAAGAAGAGAGCAUUGAGAAGGUUCCUAGAGACAGAGUUGGUAGAACCCUUAACCCCAAGUGGCACAGCACCUAACCAGGCCCAGCUUCGGAUCUUAAAAGAAACUGAGCUCAAAAGAGUGAAAGUCCUUGGAUCUGGAGCAUUUGGAACUGUGUAUAAGGGGAUUUGGGUACCUGAAGGAGAGACAGUUAAGAUACCUGUGGCUAUAAAGAUUCUCAACGAGACAACUGGUCCAAAAGCAAAUGUUGAGUUCAUGGAUGAAGCUUUGAUCAUGGCAAGUAUGGAUCACCCACAUUUGGUACGAUUAUUGGGUGUGUGUCUGAGCCCAACCAUUCAGCUGGUUACUCAACUAAUGCCUCAUGGCUGCCUGUUGGAUUAUGUUCAUGAACAUAAGGAUAACAUUGGCUCUCAACUGCUGCUUAACUGGUGUGUCCAGAUAGCUAAGGGAAUGAUGUACCUGGAAGAAAGGCGCCUUGUUCACCGAGACCUGGCAGCUCGUAAUGUCUUGGUGAAGUCACCAAACCAUGUAAAGAUCACUGACUUUGGUCUGGCCAGACUCUUAGAAGGGGAUGAGAAGGAAUACAAUGCUGAUGGAGGGAAGAUGCCAAUUAAAUGGAUGGCCCUGGAGUGCAUCCACUAUAGGAAAUUCACCCAUCAGAGUGAUGUUUGGAGCUAUGGGGUCACCAUUUGGGAACUAAUGACUUUUGGUGGAAAGCCCUAUGAUGGAAUUCCAACAAGAGAAAUACCAGAUUUAUUAGAGAAAGGGGAACGCUUACCCCAGCCUCCUAUCUGCACCAUCGAUGUUUAUAUGGUCAUGGUCAAAUGUUGGAUGAUUGAUGCUGACAGCAGACCUAAAUUCAAAGAACUGGCUGCUGAAUUUUCCAGAAUGGCUCGUGACCCUCAACGAUACCUAGUCAUUCAGGGAGAUGAUCGUAUGAAACUUCCCAGUCCAAAUGAUAGCAAGUUCUUCCAAAAUCUUCUGGAUGAGGAGGACCUGGAAGACAUGAUGGAUGCUGAGGAGUACUUAGUACCUCAAGCCUUCAACAUCCCGCCACCUAUCUAUACUUCCAGAGCAAGAAUUGACUCGAAUAGGAGUGAAUUUGGACACAGCCCUCCUCCUGCCUACACCCCCAUGUCAGGAAACCAAUUUGUGUAUAGAGAAGGGGGCUUUGCUACAGAACAAGGAGUAUCUCUGCCAUACAGGACCACCAGCUGUAUAAUUCCAGAAGCCCCUGUCGUACAAGGGGCCACGGCAGAGAUCUUUGAUGACACGUGUUGUAAUGGCACUCUGCGCAAACAAGUGACUCCCCUCAUCCAGGAGGACAGCAGCACUCAAAGAUACAGUGCUGACCCCACAGUAUUUGCAGCAGAACGGAGCCCAAGAGGAGAAAUGGAUGAAGAUGGGUAUAUGACUCCAAUGCGUGACAAACCUAAACAAGAUUACCUGAACCCUGUGGAAGAGAAUCCUUUUGUUUCUCGGCGAAAGAAUGGUGACCUUCAAGCCCUGGAUAACCCUGAGUAUCAUAAUGCCUCCAGUGGGCCACCAAAGGCAGAGGAUGAGUACGUGAAUGAGCCAUUGUACCUCAAUACCUUUGCCAACACCUUGGGAAAUGCGGAGUAUCUGAAGAACAACGGACUGACUGGGCCAGAGAAAGCCAAGAAAGCUUUUGACAACCCUGACUACUGGAACCACAGCCUUCCUCCUCGGAGCACCCUUCAACACCCAGACUACCUUCAGGAGUACAGCACAAAAUAUUUUUACAAACAGAAUGGACGGAUCCGGCCUAUUGUGGCAGAGAACCCUGAAUACCUCUCUGAGUUCUCCCUGAAGCCAGGCACUGUGCUGCCUCCUCCACCCUACAGACACCGAAACACAGUGGUGUAGGCCUAUUAGUGUUCCCCAAGUGGAGAGACACACCCUCUCCAGUGUCCAUGCCCCUCCCCGUUUUGGUCCCCCCUCUCUUUCUUUUGUGGGCUUCCUCUCCUUUCCAGGCCAGUCUUUUUGAGAUAUCCAAACAGAAGCUGUUAAGGAUGCACUGAGAGAAUGAUAAGUCCUGUGCUCUUCUAGUUUGGAACUAAGAAUGAAGGAAAGAAAGAAGAGAAAGACAGGAGGGACCUCACUCUUUUUGGUUUCUCCAUAUGGGGAGGUCAAGAGGACAGAACAGCCAGGGAAGGACCAGUUAAUGUCACUUGACAGUGAACGCUGUCAAAAUAGUUCUUGAUUUUUAAAACUCAGAUGCUAUAGAGAAAGUCACGUGGUGUCUGUUUCUAUCAGCAGGAACUGAUGAACGCAUAUUCAGCAUUCCUGGAAAUCAUAAUGUAGUUUCCAUUAGGAAAAGGACAAUUUUUAUAUCACAUAUGAUAGUAUAAUAAUUGAGAUUGAGAAUCCAAUUUCUGUAACAAUUUUUAUCCUGGCAACUGAAAAUGGCUAACUCGGCUUUCAUAACUAUUUGAAUCUCCAUCAAAGUUAUAAGAAAAAAUUAUAUGAUUUCUUGUCUUUAACCAGUCCCUUCAUCUUAGCCCCUCUCCCCAAUUUUUGACCCUUUUUUUUCUAAUUGCAGAGAUUUUUACAUCAACGCUUUGGUACAUGUCAUUAACAUUUUUAUGUGUUGAGGUAAUUUAACAAAAUAGUUUAAAUAAGAAUUCCUCUUAGGAUUGCAAAAAUGGCAAAACCUCAAACAUGCAAAUUUUGAGGUUAAAAAGGAGGCCAGGACAUAAGAUUUAUACAAUUCAAAUCUAGCUUUCAUGACUUAUUGUAAUGAAUAUGAGACCCACAUACAUAAAAUACAUCUCCCAAAACUUUCACUUUCCCUUCAGUUCAUUCUUGAUAAUAGUUAAAAGGCAAUAGGCAAUUCUGGGUCUGGGAGAGAAACCAAGAAACAGUUCCAUGUGGUUCAUGAAAACUGCUGAUAUAUUCAGGGGCGACCCACCAAGUAAUCUCUUAAACUGGAAGGAAAACACUGGAUUGGGUGAGCUUACAUACCUGGCAAAAUGCUCAGGAAUGUAGUUUGCACUUAAGCUAUAAUUUUAUUUGUUCACAUUCUAAACUCUUCUGGAUUUUGAAAGAAGCAAUAUGAAAGUGACCAGCAAAUUAAAAUUAUUUAAAUAUGUUUUUUAAAAGAAUAAUGAUGAAGAAAGACUGUGGAAAUGCCAAACCAAGUAAAUUACAUCUUUGGAACAGUAUCCAGGGAUUAUGGGAGGGCCAAGCACAUUGUCUACUUGUGACAUCACAGCGAUGUUAUGGAGAAAGGCCACCCAAUCCUCAUGCUCCAUAUGAAGGAAAUUGACAUGAGCAAGACCUGAGCUGCAGUCCAUGAAGUGUCUAGUAUUAGGACUAUAGUUGUUGAAUUAGGAGUUAACUCUAGAUCAUAAGGUGGUAUAGUAUGUAGAAGGUUAAAAAAUAAUACAGGCAUGCAUGGCUCAGAGGAAUUGGGAUUAAAAAAAGUAUAAAUGAUCAUGGUGAUUUUUUCUAAGCUUUGAUUUUACUUUCUGACACACUGAUCUUUUAAAAAAAACUUUUUCAUAAUGAAUUCAGUUUUAUUUAACCAUUACGGUACCUCUGAUUUGGAAAAGCUUUCCAUUGUAUCAUUGUGAAUUUUAAUGCUAACUAGAUGUGAGACGGUGAUGGGCCUAGUGGCAGGAAUAAGAACUUUAGAUUCACUAGAAAUGUUUUUCUUUGGGGUGUGAGUAAAAACAAAAAUUCUACCUAAGAUAAAUAGAAUUAGAGGUAAAUUAAAAUCUAAAACCCAUAUUUAAACAAUGACAUUGAAAACUAUCUCUGAUCUUUUAGACAGGGUUUUGGGACAUUCCAGAGUAAAGGAAGGCCUUUUAAAUAAUAUUGUUUGUAUGAGUAAAUUGCCUUAGAGUGGUCAUUGAGUUCCUUCAUUUGUACAUAUCUUGUUGGAUUCUUAUUCAGGGACUAUUAACAGAGACUGAUUUUUUUGUCCUCUGUAAUUUGGAAAGAGUACCUUGUGAUUUUAUUCGUUGAACAUGGGUAAUCAAGACGAUGCUGCCAAUUAUAUUAAGUGCUACCCUUGCAUUAUGAACUAGGCUAGAGUAAUAUGAAAACCCUACAUGACUUGGACUACCUGGACAAACUCAAGAUGACUCAGAGCUAGUCUUACAACUUUGUAACCAAGAAAUCAACUGUACAAAUACAAAUCCUGGUAGUAAUUAGGGGACUUUAGCCAUAAACCCCAGAAAGAGAACAGUCAGGCGUAGGAAGUCUUUCCAAGCCAUGAAAAAGAGAAACAAUGUUAAGGGGGGAAUAUAAAUCCUUCCAGUAUAGCACCAGCAACUAGAGUGGCUUCCGGGAGCAAAGGAGUAAAAUGAGGGAAUCCUCAAUAUUUCAGGGUUUACUAAGGACAUAUUAGCAGCCUUCAGCCCAUUUAUUUAUUUUAAUGAUCUCUUAAAGAAAGAGAGUCUUCACCAUAUGGUUUAUGGUAUCCUUUUUUUUUUUUAAUUCAUUUUGUCUCCAGGUAGUCAGUGAUAACUACAUUUUCCUUAUUUCCCUCCUUUUAAAAAUGUGUUGCAUAAUAUUUACAUAGUAUUUACCACAAUAGUACUUGGUUAUCAUGAAAAAAUGGUGAAGAAAAUAAUUCUUUUGUGGGUAGUAAAUGAGGGUUCUGUUGAGGUGAUAGGUAAGUAGUUGCCAGCAAAUAAGAACCUUUCUAUCCCACUGCCUCAUUAAAAAGAUCUGACCCUCAGAUAAGCUUCAAGGAGAAGAUGGAUCAAUAGUAUACCACAGAAUCAGAAUUGAACCAAAUAACUCUACAUAAUUAUUAUCCCUUAAUUAUGCCAUCAAUAGUCAUGUUAUUUUCUAAGAAAUGUAUCUGGAUAUGAUAUGCUGGGAAUAGAGGGAAAUAUUUUAUUGGUUUCCAAGAUGGUGGCUUUUGACUAGUAGAGCAAAAAAAACAAACCCCCCCCCCAAAACAACAACACACACACACACACACACACACACACACACACUAACUGCAUUUGGGAUCUGUAUUGUUCUCCUGGGGAUCAGAUUCCAGAGUAUGGUUUUACUAAUGGGAACUUUCAGAUUCAGUUGUGUAAAUUUGUUAUAUCUAAGAGUAAAUUCCAAAUGAGUGAACUUUUCAAAUCUAUAAACCUUGUUUGUAGAUAAACCUACCUUGGGAAAUCACAUUUCCAGUGAUGUAAAGCUUUGAAGAUAAGUGGUUAUUAACAUGUUUGAGUAGCUCUUACUCUUUGAGAAACUCACUGCCCCUAAACUGUGUUAGGCCCCAGUGCCUGCAGAAGCAUCUCAAAGACGUAUGUAUUCAUACAUGCAAACGUGUGUUAUUUCUCUGUGGAAACAAUUCCUUCCUGGAGUUUCCAAUGGCAUAAACAGGAGUUGUGGUUGUCAGACCAAAAGUUGAGCACCUUUUCCAGUCAGCUUCUUUAAACAGUAAAUAAUAUUGAAUGCAAAGCAGACAAAGAGUUAUAAAGAAAGUCAAAGUUUAGUUUUUCCUUUCGUUCAUUGUAAAUGCCUAAAAAGGAAAGAAGACUCAACAAGUUAUUGCACAGAUAGAUUUCAAAGUAUAACAUAGAAGUUGGCCCUACUGAUUAUACACACACACACACACACACACACACACACACGUAUGCAUGCAUACAUAUAUACAUGGAUAUAUCUACGUAUAUGUAUAUACAUGUACGUACAUGUGUGUAUAUCUUUAGGAAGAACAGAGAUGCAUGAGUACCUCUAUAUUGUUGGAGUAAACCCAGGAAAAGGAUCUCAGAGUUCUGCUGCUAAAUAAAGCUAGAUCCUCUCUUUGCUUUCUGGAGCAUCAAGGGUGAACUUUUUUUUCCUAAAGCCCUAUAGGAAAAGACGUAAAUACUGGUUUCCUCUAGAGCUAUCUAUAUCUUCUUCUAAAACUUGAAUUAUUUAUUCAGUGAUAACUGUUGCUCAUCAAAGUGCUUUAUUCAGUCAUAAGGCAUUGAAAGAAAUGCUCAUGAAGGCUCAUGAGCAGACCUGUUCUGGCACUGGAAGCGGUAAAUAUUUUCUCCAAGAAGUAGACAAACCAACCAAAUAUAAUAACUAACCACAGAAUACUUGAUGAAAAUAAUAAGUGCAGAGGGAGGACUUCAGGCUUGGGUGAACACACAAACAACUGUCAUCAGUAUCCUUGCUUUCUGGACAGAACAUUGAGAUCUAUUUAAAAUGCUGAACCCAUUGAUAACUUGUUUAUGGAGGGUUUGGGGGCGGGGUUUGGUUCUUGUUCUUUUUUUAAGGUGGCAUACUAAAAGAUACGUUCAAUCACUGAAAAUAAAUGUUUUUGACUGGUUUUGUUUUCAAAUCUCCCUUUCGACUUUUCUUCUUUUUUUUUUCAUUUAUUAUCAUGUAAAUCCAGUUAGGGGGUUAAGGAAGAGAAUGUAGCACCAUCUCAAAUAAAACUAACCUUUCGUCACUAACCAAGAGUCAGUUACAAUAAAAAGUAACUUCCCUGGCAUACCAGAGGAUGGAGAAGAUAUGUGUGUUAUGUGGGAGGUGGAGUAUCUGUUACUUUAAACAAAAUUUCACUCCCCCACCCAAUUUGGUUCAUAUUCCUAAUACCUAUCAGUAAAAUAUGUAUAUUACUUGAGUGAAAACAGUGUGAUUGUGCCCUCUCCUCUAAAAUAAAAAGAAACAAAACAAUGAAAUAUAAUAGACCACCCUCUGCAUUUCAAUUGGAUGAAUAAUUCAUGAUUAGCAUUAUCAGAAAUGUUUGUUUUCCUCAAUUUUCUGAAAGGGAAACCUACUGACAAAACCUUUUUUGGGUGUGCAUGGAGAUUGAUGUACAUCCAAUUGAAGGAUAAUCUAGGAUCCAUAGGACAUCCACAUGAGGAGCCAUGUUGAGCCAGUUGCUCAGGCAGAAAUGACACUGGAUAGAUGUUGAUUAGCUGAAAGCAUAUUAAAAAAAAGAUGAAUUGUAAAGAAAGCAAGUCCUUAGUAUGACUAAUAUUGCAAUGGAGCCAGCUCUUUCCAAUCAGAUUAAAAAUAAAUACAAGUGGUUCAGCCCCAGAGAUACCUCAGUAAGCCUGCUCCCCACUGUAAUAGCAAACCUGACGUCUGCUGUGUGUAGUCUCUCAGGCCAGAAACCCUUCUGUUUCUAUGAGAAAUUGUUAACAUUGCCGGCUGUUCUGUGUCUUUUAAUUAAAAGAAAAUAUUUCAUAAAACUGCAGAAGCUGCAGAUAGCCUCAUUUAUUUUUAUAGAGCAGUGAUAAAAAAUAGGGCAUCUUCCUCUCACAUACAUACAUACAUACACACGCACAUGCCACCGAUCCUUGUCCCUGGCCUGUGGUUAUACUUUGAGGGGAACAAAAUUUUCCCAAAGUCACGAGCUAAAAAAGACUCUAAGCCUCUAUUCUAUAGAGAAAGUCAGUUUUACCUCCACAAGCUUCCUCUGGAAUUCACUUUUGAUAAAAUUAAUUUUGCAAGUAAAUGAUCAACUUGCUAAAAAUCACAGAAAUUAUUUCUACUACGGAAUCAUUUGGUCUCCAGUUUUAAAGCUCCUUUUUCAUUAAAAACAAAACAAAACAAACAACUCCCCCCCCCACCUUUUCCUGAUAGCCAGAGUUGUGGGAACUGAUGUAUAUUUUAUGCUCACAGGCCCUUUCUUUAUACCACCGUGUGACUCAGAACAAAACAUCAACCCCAUUCCCCUUCCUCUUGGAACCUCUGUCCAUUUUCUGCUCACUUUCUCCAACGUAUUUUGUGAUUCCUUUCUUGGCACCAUCCUUGAGCCCUGAUGAUUGAUCCCUUAUAAGCCAUAGCAGACCCUUAAGGUCCUGUACCUCACUUUGUGAAAUAUUGAUCUAAGCUGUCCCCACAAACAUAAGAAUGCAUUAUGUAGCCAAGUACUUUGGCCAUGGUUUAGGGGUUUUGUUAGUUGGGUUUUUUUUUUUUGUUGUUGUUGUUUUGGUUGACUUGUUUUUUAGCAUUUCACUGAGAAUUUCACAAAGUUACUCUGUAUAUCUACUAUAGUUAAGUUUUCCCAAAAGGAUAGAUUCACACACCAUGUCUUCUGCAUAGGAAUGUUAGGUGAAAGGCUGGUCUUCAAUGAAUCUUGCAACCCUUAUAAACAAUCUCUCUCUCUCUCUCUCUCUCUCUCUCUCUCUCUCUCUCUCUCUCUCUCUCUCUCUCUCUCUCUCUCUCACACACACACACACACACACACACACACACACACGCACACCGCUUUGAGUUUUAGUUUUCCCAUUAAAAAAUUAAUUGGAGGUUUGAUUUUUCUUUUAACCAACAAUUAGACUUCAUUUUCCAAUAUUUCUUUUUCAGUCAUUUUUUUUUCUUCCAGGCCUCCAAUUUUCUAGUGUUAUCAUAUUUAACAUCGUUCCAAAUAGGGUGGAGUGGAAUAGCAGAUCUUUUGCAGAAAAAGAUGAGGGGUAUACGGCAUUGAAAGGCAUCUUCUAGUACUUUUGCCAUCACGGCAUAUGAUCAAAAUUCAUGUUCUAUGAUAAGAUAUCAUUUUUUCCUACCUUUGUUCCUUCAAGGGCAGUUUCUCUGUUAAUGCUCCAGUGAGCCUUAUCCCAAUAAUCAAAACUAGUUCUUUUUCCUACAAAGUCAUUCUAAAAAGGGUAACAAAACAGGGAAACAUGCUUUCAUACCUGGAAGCAAGUCUAACAUGUCUCAAACCAUUUUGUCAUGACUCAUUUCCAUUUCUAAUGCACAGAUUUUUCUCCCUAAUUCCCUAGAAUUCUGUUCUUUUUCUGUUUCCUAUAACAUCAGGUCAGUUUUCACCUUUGAUUUGCAGUGUUUUCAAUGAAAAGGGUUUGCAUAUCCUCCCUUUUUUUUCUCCUGAAGGGAGAUUCACUUGCCCUGUAUCUUUCUGACCUCUCAGGGGCUUGAAGAGGGGAGUGAGAAAGCACUACCCAAACCACAGCACUCUGAAGACUGACCGACACCUUUUGGGAUAACCACAGUACCCAACUGUGAACAUUAUUUUCUAAGUGUAGAUAUGUAAGCUGUUCUUUUAAAGUAAGGUACUCUGAAAUAUGUAGCAUAAACUGGUACUGCUGUUAAAUGGGUCGAUUAUUAAACUGAGCAGCUGUGUGUAGGCAGCUAACUUUGAAUGUGCACCCACCAAAGGCUGGUGUGUCCACAUCUCCAUGCUGUGUGUACUAGUUGCCCAGUGUUUUUGCAUGUUGCAGUUACAUCCUUCACAACAUUUUGGUAGGAUUAGAUCCCUAUCCCUUACCUUAACUCCAAACAAAAGAGAAUGAUAUCCAACUGAAGGCUAAUCCAUAGCACAAACAAAAUAUCAAGUUAGUCUUUUCUUCCUAAUAUCCACCCCCUUCCUCUUCUCAAAGCCUUUAUAGUGAGAUCCAUUUAAGUAGUGAAGGUGAGACAUUACCUAAAAGGCUGAGGGUAUCCUUUAUGUGUGUGUAUUCAUUUUCUAAUGUUCUGAACUUGUCAACAUAAAAUAAGCCCUCACUCUCCUGAAAUAUCUUCAAGGAACAGAGAUGUAGCAACAGCACCUUUUUGGGUAAGGAAUCCAUAUUUCAUUUAGAGCCCUACAUUCAAAGUUAGCUGCCUUUUUUUUUGAAAUAAAAAUAAAAUACUACUGUAUGUUACUUUGAAAAUGUGAAUAGUAUUUUUAUAGCUUGUUAAAGACAUGGCUAGUUGCAUUUGUAAAUAAGGGUAAUGUUGCUUUUAUUUUCUUUUGUGGACAUCUUUAAUUGGAACAUAAUUGUCUUUAGGGUUGAUUUGUAUAUAAGUAAUUGGCUUGUGAUUUUUUUUUCUUUUGGGUUGGAAGGUAUCAUUUUGACAUUCUGUGUGAUUCUGUGUUUAGCACUAUUGUGGUGUGUUCAAUUUCUGCAUUUGCUUACACAAUAGGAUAUGCCGAUUGUGUGUGGUGUAAUGUUCUUUUAACAUUUUUUUCUAUUUCAGCUAUGAAGGAUUAUGCACUUAACACGUACUAACUUUUUAAUAUUAGGCAUAUAUUUUAGUAUAAUUCCCCCCUCUUCUUUUUUUUCCUAAAAAAAGAAAACACAGGUUCCCCCUUUUCCUUUUUUUUUCCUGUUGUUGUUUGAGAAUGAGGGAGAAACAGUAUCAUUAAUUUGUGUGAUUUAGGCUCUAUUUUGGUUCUUUCUCGAGUUCCAUCUUUUGGAUCUUGGGUAAGAGCUUUACUUGUUUAAGGCAAUUGUAGAGUGUUACCUGCUUUGCCUCAUUCCUCUCUGAUCAUCCCAGCUGAACAAUUUGAAAACUGUUCUGCUUUUUUGUUACAUGAAUCUGUCAGAAAUAUAUUUUUAA
Dromiciops gliroides (monito del monte) is the source of this 12943-nucleotide messenger RNA. It is a transcript of the gene ERBB4, whose product is annotated as erb-b2 receptor tyrosine kinase 4. NCBI's taxonomy places the organism in Eukaryota, Metazoa, Chordata, Mammalia, Microbiotheria, Microbiotheriidae. The transcript has 28 exons. Gene Ontology annotation, molecular function: transmembrane receptor protein tyrosine kinase activity; ATP binding; epidermal growth factor receptor binding. Gene Ontology annotation, biological process: positive regulation of cell population proliferation; protein phosphorylation; cell surface receptor protein tyrosine kinase signaling pathway. The coding region runs from base 647 to 4573 and encodes 1308 amino acids. Gene Ontology annotation, cellular component: basal plasma membrane; signaling receptor complex. The record is from RefSeq and is a predicted model, not a curated record.